Molecule: messenger RNA, 2869 nt
Organism: Phyllostomus hastatus (greater spear-nosed bat)
Lineage: Eukaryota; Metazoa; Chordata; Mammalia; Chiroptera; Phyllostomidae
Gene: MCOLN3
Product: mucolipin TRP cation channel 3
Exons: 13
Coding region: 181-1842 (553 amino acids)
Cellular component (GO): plasma membrane; lysosomal membrane
Molecular function (GO): NAADP-sensitive calcium-release channel activity
Source: RefSeq, a predicted model, not a curated record
GAUGCCACCGUCAGCGGCUCCUCCGGUUUGAGCUGGGCCUCAGACGUUUGCAGAGCGAUGUCCUGACGCACCUGGUCCCCCGGGGGCAGAGAAGACCUAACAAGGCCCGCUGAACCUGCGCGUCCGGGUCGCCCGGUUUUCCCCGCCCGGCGCACCCUCCGCGUGCUGCUGGUCGCAGAGAUGGCAAAUUCCGGGGUAGUUAUAAGUAGCUGCAGCUCUCACCAGGAGGAAAAUUGCUGCACUUUUAACCAGAAUACAUCUCCCUCCGAGGAGCUUCUACUAGAAGACCAGAUGAGGCGGAAACUCAAAUUUUUUUUCAUGAAUCCUUGUGAGAAAUUCUGGGCUCGAGGUAGAAAACCAUGGAAACUUGCCAUACAAAUUAUAAAACUUGCAAUGGUGACUAUCCAGCUGGUCUUUUUUGGGCUAAGUAACCAGAUGGUGGUAGCUUUCAAGGAAGAUAACACUGUCGCAUUCAAACACCUCUUCCUAAAAGAGUAUGUGGACCAAGCGGAUGACACAUAUGCAGUGUACACACAGCGCGACGUGUACAAUCAGAUCCUCUUCACGGUGAACCAGUACUUGCAGCUGCGCAACAUCUCAGUUGGGAACCAUGCUUAUGAGAAUAAAGGCACGGAUCAGUCCGGUAUGGUGAUCUGUCAGCACUUCUACAAGCAAGGAAACAUCCUUCCUGGAAAUGAUACCUUUGACAUUGAUCCAAAAAUUGAAACUGAAUGUUUCUCUGUGGAGCCAGAUGAGUCUUUUUACAUUGGAACGCUAGAAGAAAAUAAACUGAACUUAACGCUGGACUUCCACAGGCUCCUAACUGUGGAGCUGAAGUUUAAACUGAAGGCCAUCAAUCUACAGACUAUUCGUCAUCAUGAGCUCCCUGACUGUUAUGAUUUCACUCUGACUAUAACAUUUGACAACAAAGCCCAUAGUGGAAGAAUUAAAAUAAGCUUAGAUAAUGACAUUUCCAUCAGAGAAUGCAAAGACUGGCACGUGUCUGGGUCAGUUCAGAGGAACACUCACUACAUGAUGAUCUUUGAUGCCUUUGUCAUUCUGAUAUGCUUGGCUUCCUUAAUCCUGUGCUUUCGAUCUGUGAUUAAAGGAAUUCAGCUUCAACAGGAAUUUGUCAGUUUUUUCCUCCUCCAUUAUAAGAAGGAGGUCUCUCUUUCUGAGCGAAUGGAAUUUGUCAAUGGAUGGUACAUUAUGAUUAUAAUCAGUGACUUACUGACGAUCAUCGGAUCAAUUCUGAAAAUGGAAAUCCAAGCCAAGAGUCUAACAAGUUAUGAUGUCUGCAGCAUACUUCUUGGGACCUCUACCUUGCUUGUGUGGAUCGGCGUCAUUCGAUACCUCAGUUUCUUUCAGAAGUACAAUCUCCUUAUCCUGACCCUUCAGGCAGCGCUGCCCAACGUCAUGAGGUUCUGCUGCUGUGCAGCUAUGAUUUAUUUUGGCUAUUGCUUCUGUGGAUGGAUUGUGCUGGGGCCCUACCAUGAAAAGUUCCGUUCUCUGAACAUGGUCUCUGAGUGCCUUUUUUCUCUGAUAAAUGGAGAUGAUAUGUUUGCCACAUUUGCAGGAAUGCAGCAAAAAAGUUACUUGGUCUGGCUAUUUAGCAGAACUUACCUCUACACGUUCAUCAGCCUUUUUAUAUAUAUGAUUUUAAGUCUUUUCAUUGCACUGAUCACUGAUACAUAUGAAACAAUUAAGCAUUACCAACAAAACGGCUUCCCAGAGACCAAACUGCGGACAUUUAUAUCAGAGUGCAAAGAUCUGCCCAACUCCGGAAAGUACAGAUUAGAUGAUGACCCUCCAGUAUCUAUAUUUUGCUGUUGUAAAAAGUAGCUGUCAUGCUUCUGUGUGCUGUACAGGAAAAUUCGGUGUGUAGCUGAGUUGGGAGACUAUACGUAUAUUUUAAGAUCUGGUGGAGUAUAUGUGAAAUUGACUAUUUUGAGCAAAUUGAUAGCUAUAAUUUAUUAAGUACUCAUUAGGUUUAUAAUUUUAAAAGCAAUAUUUAAUGUCUUUCAGCUUUAUGUUGAGUUCAUUUAAAAAAAAAAAACCUUAGCUUUGAUUAGGGAAGCUAUUGGUUUCUUGUUCUUUAGUUUGCCAUAGCCUUAGAAGGUGUUCUCUGCCACUCUUUACUCUAGCUCUUAGUCCAUUGCUUACUGCUGAUGGUGUCCUCAGUGGAAAACAAUGCCCGGCCUGACAGUGCCUUCAGAUGACUCACUAAUCCAGGCCUGGACCACUCUCUACUAGAGAGACGGGAUGGCUGCUGUAUGUCCAGCAAUCAUUGCGUUUUAAGACCAGGCCAGAAUGAGAAACAACCGUCACCAGCAAACAAUCCAAUAUGUGGUUGUGAGGGACAACUGGUAUACACAGGCUCUUUCAGAAUUGGAGAGAAUCAGGCUUCUUAGUAUUUGUGUAUAAGUUUUCUCCUUCAGUGUUAAUGUAAAGAACUUGAAAGAGUAUCUUAUACAUACAUGAAAAUUAAAGCACAUAUCAAAUGCAUGUCCUUGCCCAUGAGGAUUAUGUAUUCACACCCACGUGGCCUUGUGAACAUGGUGUGAUGCACUGUCCUUGCGUAUGCACCUUUGGUCUCAUGGAAAGAAGCAGCAUUUUAGGUUUAGGAACUGUGGUUUGUGGGGAGGGGUUUCAUAACUCACAUUAAAAUAUUCUGUAAAACAAUUAUCCUCAUAGCUUAAAUAUAAGUGGGAAAUAUAUGCCUUUAAAAGACAGGAACAAAGUGUCUAUCCUUACAAAAUGCUGAUUAGAUCUUUCAGGCAUUUUCAUAAUGUGAACCUUUGUUUUGUGUGUUGUUUGUUCAAAUAGAAAUGAGUUUGAUGAUGUGCAAUAAAGAAUUUCUCAAAGCAAA